AUGAAAGGCAACAGAGAUGACCCGAUUGGGGCAAGCCCAGAUGGGGAUGACAAGGAAGGGGAAAGCCCCAAAGAGCAUGAACGCGACCAAAGCGAGCGACAGUCAAACAAACGAAACAAAGGAAAACAAGUCGAUCAACUAAGCAUGGAAGAAACAGAUGAAAACACAAUCAUCCCCUACUACCUGUCCAAUCUACUAACUAACGCAUCAAACCCAGUGGUCUUUAUGGACAUAAAUCUGGGCAACCAUUUCUUAGGCAAAUUUAAAUUUGAGCUGUUCCAAAAUAUUGUGCCCAAAACAAGCGAAAAUUUUAGACAGUUUUGUACAGGCGAAUACAAAGUAAAUAACCUGCCAGUGGGAUACAAAAACACCACCUUCCACAGAGUGAUAAAGGAGUUUAUGAUUCAGGGGGGAGAUUUUGUGAACUACAAUGGAAGUGGGAGCUUAAGUAUAUAUGGAGAAAAUUUUGAAGACGAAAAUUUUGAUGUAAAGCAUGACAAAGAAGGAUUACUCAGCAUGGCUAAUAGUGGCCCGAAUACAAACGGGUGUCAGUUUUUUAUUACCACCAAGAAAUGUGAAUGGCUCGAUGGGAAAAAUGUCGUUUUUGGAAGAAUCAUAGAUAACGAUUCUUUAAUUUUACUUAAAAAAAUUGAAAAUGUUUCUGUCACUCCUUAUAUUUAUAAGCCAAAAAUUCCCAUCACUAUCGUCGAAUGCGGGGAACUGUAA
Molecule: messenger RNA, 726 nt
Organism: Plasmodium fragile
Lineage: Eukaryota; Apicomplexa; Aconoidasida; Haemosporida; Plasmodiidae
Exons: 1
Coding region: 1-726 (241 amino acids)
Biological process (GO): protein peptidyl-prolyl isomerization; protein folding
Cellular component (GO): intracellular membrane-bounded organelle
Molecular function (GO): peptidyl-prolyl cis-trans isomerase activity
Source: RefSeq, a predicted model, not a curated record